AGACGCAAGAUGGCGGCGGCCGAGAGGGAGGCCUGUGAGGCGGCGGCCAAAGAGGCCGAGGAGCAGCGCGAGGGCCCCGGCCCGACCCCGGCCCCGCUCGGCCUGACGGAGCUGCCCGGCGAGCUGCUGGAGCUCAUCUUGUGCUGCGGCUCGUUGGGCGCCGCCGACCUGGCCCGCCUGGCCCGCACCUGCCGCCACCUGAGGGAGGCCUGCCAGCCCUGCGGGAAGGUCUGGCGGGAGCAGCUGCGGCGCAGGUGGCCCUCUUUAAUGAAAUACUAUAAUCAGGCAGACAGUGUGAAUUGGCUGGAGGAAUACAAAGAACGGCAUAAAGCGGGAUUGAAAGCCCAAACGAUCGUCGCCUCGUUUUCCAAAAGGUUCUUUUCAGAGCACGUGCCCUGUGAUGGCUUCACUGAUAUUGAGACCCUUGAUUGCCCCAGCCAUUUCUUUGAGGAUGAGCUGAUGUCCAUUCUUAAUGCAGCAGGCAGGAAAGGGCUGACCUGGAAGUACUAUGCAAAGAAAAUUCUUUACUUCCUGCGGCAACAGAACAUUUUAAAGAAACUGAAGACUUAUCUGGAGUAUCCAGCAGAUGAGCAAUCCUUUUUAGAAGGUGCUGUGCUGAUUGACCAAUACUGUAACCCUUUGUCGGACAUCACAUUCAAGAGUAUCCAAGCUCAGAUUGACGACAUCGCUGCUAAAGUGUGUAAAUUUCUCAAAUCCAGAAACCCCAGACAUCCCACUGUGGACCGAAAAGCAGAAGAAGAGGUCCUGGUAGUCCCUCAGGUGGAGCUUCAGGGGCAGGUUCUCGAUGCCAUGAACUGCGUCCUCUACGAGCAGCUGAAAUACCGAGGAAACGAGUUGGAUUAUUACAAUUGUCAGAAUUCAUACAUCCAUCAGGUUUUGAUUCGCAGGACCGGAAUCCCGAUCAGUUUGUCGGUGCUGUAUUUAACCAUUGCCAAGCAGUUGGGCGUCCAGCUUGAGGCUGUCAAUUUCCCCAGUCACUUUCUGCUCAGGUGGUGCCAGGGAAAAGAAGGGAGCACAAAUAUAUUUGACUACACAUACAUUGAUGCUUUUGGGAAGGGGCGGCAGCUGACGGUCAAAGAAUGUGAAUACUUGAUUGGGCACCACGUGACGGAGGAAUUUUACGGUGUGGCAACAGCCAAAGAGGUUCUGCAGCGGAUGGUGGGCAACUUGCUAAAUAUUGGAAAGCGGGAAAGCACUGACCAAUCAUACCAGCUCCUGAGGGACUCUUUGGACUUGUAUUUGGCCAUGUAUCCGGACAACGUCCAGCAUCUAAUGCUCCAAGCAAGACUCUAUUUCCAUCUUGGGAUCUGGCCAGAGAAGGUUCUGGACAUCUUGCAGCACAUUCAGGCCUUGGACCCCACCCAGCAAGGAGCUGUGGGGUAUUUAGUUCAGCACACCCUGGAGCACAUCGAACGUCGGAAAGAAGAGGCCAGUCCCGACGUGAAGCUUCAUUCCGACGAGAAGCACAAAGACAUCCUCUUUUCCGUCGGCUUGGUUAUGAAACACAAAAGAUACGGCUACAACUGUGUGAUCUAUGGUUGGGACCCAGCGUGCAUGAUGGGACACGAAUGGAUCCGAAACAUGAAUGUCCACAGCCUGCCCCAUGGUCCUCACCAGCCUUUCUACAAUGUUCUGGUGGAAGAUGGAUCAUGCCGAUACGCUGCCCAAGAGAAUCUAGAACUCAACCCAGACCCUCACGAGAUCCCUCACCCAGACAUCGGCCGCUACUUCGAGGAGUUUGCCGACACCUACUACGUGGCCAACCCAGAGUUGGAGAUCCGAUACCCCGAGGAUGUGGCGCUCACACGUUUAGCUGGCCAGAAAACUGAAGAGAGCAAAGAAUGAGACCUUUUCCCCACCCAUCCCCUUCCUCUUUGCAAGGACAGAAAAAAAACUUUGUGGUGAGAAUUUCAUCACGAGAAAAGCUGCUAGUCUGAGGGGAACUGCAUUUUGCUAGCUAGCAGGGAAACGUGGUGUUAUGCAACCCCCUCGAUUGCGUUGUGUCGACACGUGGAUCGUGCAAAGUUUGGAGACCUCCUCUGAAGGGACCUCACCAAAUGAAGAACUUCUGAGACUUAAAAGUUCUUAUCCUGGAAACUCUGAGUGACCUGCCAGAUGGAAGCUGUGGAUGAUUUCUAGUUAGGACUUCCUGGAACUAACACAACAUCUGUCAUGGCUCAACUCUGACCAGCAAUGAAGUGCCAAAACCUUAGGAAGGACAUUGGUGCUCCUUUACUCAAAGAUCUGAUAGAAACACCGUCAGGAUUUCUCUCUGCUGCUUCAGAACAACAACUCAAUUUAAAAACAAAAAACAAAACCCUCUACUGGGUUGUUUUUUUUUCCUGCAGGUUUCUUGGGCUCACAUUCCAGCACGUGUGCACACACACACACACACACAAAAUGCCACUUUGGUGAUGAUGCUAGAGAUGAGUACCAUCCUCCUUUUGUUCUGCUUGUUUGCUCACUCCAUAAAAGAAAGGAUAAUCAACCUAAGCAGCGUAUCUCUCAAACGCUGGAACAGACAGCGCCGAAGGACGUAGCAUUAAUGUCUAAAAGUUUCCAUUUCUCAGGGAAAAAAUCGGAGUCGGUUGAUUUUGCAAGCCGUCUGGCAGAAAGGACUGAUCAGGCUUUCAUCAGGCGUCGUAAAAUAAUAGGUUGCAAGGCUGUGGAAUGUGUAAUUUCUAAAUUGGGGUCUCUUGAGCAGCAGAGUGCAGCUUGUCACUCGCUGGAGUGCGUGCUUGGGAGAAGAGAAGGUAAGCUUUUAAUCAUCAGCGUUGUAAAGGAUAAAAUGAUACGCUUCUACAACCUUAGUCCCAAAGAUUGCUGUUUUGUAGCGGUGAAAUUGUUAUUUUUCAGGAGUGCCCUUCGUUUGCAUGCUGUGUUUUCAUAUCCUUUUCGGCAAGCGUGAAAUUUAGGGUUAACCUCCCGGGAAGGUCUUCAAACAGCUCAAGAGGUUUGAGUUAAGAGUGUCGCUCGGGGAACACGUGUACACCCUUCGACAUGCAUGCAUACAGGCAGUCCUCGACUUAAUGGAGGCUGCCCCUUAUAGUCAUAAGUCAUGAUAAGACACAUUCUGGAGAGAGUAGUACUCUGAGGAUUUGCUCCAGCACAAGCCUAAAAGCUUGGAACAAUAAAGUUUCGGUCCUGGUGACCGACUCGGAUUGGAUCCUGCAAUAAGUUGUCGUUGGUCAUAAAGUGGGGCAUCACAUUUUUACGGCCUCUUGUUUCGUGUGCUCUGCUCAUUAAUCAAAUCAUGGUUGUUAAACAAGUCCGUUGUUCGCGAUGGGGCAUUUUUGCUGAAAAACGGAAGCAAAUACUUGGUUUUCAGCAAAUGUCCAUUGCAGCCGUGUGACACCCCCUCCCCAGCACCCUGUAAAUGAUUGCUGAGCACCCCGAAAUGCAGGCGCAGGGGAGGGACUUGGAACUUCAGGAUCAGGAUGUAAAACAUUUUUUAGGAGGCCCGGCGUAAUUUUGAACAGUCGCUAAGCGACCGUUGUAAGUCGAGGACUACCUGGAGCCGAAUCCACUGGGGGUUGCAUCAGACUGAGAUAAUUAUCCCUCGCAACGGCAGCCGCCAACAGUGAUUGCCUCCCUUGAGACAGGAGCCCGUGCUGACUCCCAGGCACAGGACAACGUCUGAAUCGUCCCGGGAGAUGCAGCGAAGAUGACAACCGCCGAUGCAGAGAAGUCUGACGGGGUGAGAAAAAACCCACCCUUCAAGGCUACUUUAAAGGGAAUUGCAGAAGCCCAAUUGGAGGAACUCACCUAGGCAGUCCCCUCUUGUUGAUUUGAGGGGGUCUUAGCAAUACAGAGUCCAAAUUUUAGCAAUACACAGUCUCCCUUGUUGAUGGGGAGAUGCUGCAACUCACAAACGAACCAUGAAGCUGCCUCAAACCGCAACCUUGAUCCCGCAGCUGGCUGUGGGUCCCUCUCAUCCUUGGUCAGAUAAUCGGAGGUUUUUGCAUUUUCCCACUUUGGAUUGUUGUGGGUCUGAUGCAUGUGUGCCACACUCUUUUCUUGUUUUUUUCUCCUGAACUUCUAUUCCCCCCCCCAAAAAAAGCGCUUUUCCUUCAUCUGAAAGGUGCUAUAUAAAUCCAUCCAUCCCCCCCCUCUCUCUGUCCAUCUAUUUACCUUCAAGCAUUUUGAAGAUACUGGAAAAAAGGAGAAUUUGUGCAGCCCCUCCAUACCAUCUGCAGUUUUGAGCAUAAAAUGCACUAUUUAUUUUUAGGAGAGUUACAAAUGUAGGGAUAUGUUUCUCUCCCUCCCAGCACUUAAUGGUAUUUCUGGAAUAAAACGACACCCUUUUCGGCUUGUAA
Crotalus tigris (Tiger rattlesnake) is the source of this 4337-nucleotide messenger RNA. RefSeq names its product F-box protein 21 (gene FBXO21). The transcript is spliced from 12 exons. Gene Ontology annotation, molecular function: DNA binding; protein binding. Lineage: Eukaryota; Metazoa; Chordata; Lepidosauria; Squamata; Viperidae. The record is from RefSeq and is a predicted model, not a curated record. Bases 10 to 1866 code for a protein of 618 amino acids.